Molecule: messenger RNA, 2103 nt
Organism: Thelazia callipaeda (thelaziosis nematode)
Lineage: Eukaryota; Metazoa; Nematoda; Chromadorea; Rhabditida; Thelaziidae
Source: the annotation of a GenBank genome assembly
AUGCACAAAAAGGAAUUGGAUCAGUUACUGGACAUUAUAUCAAUUGAUGGGCAUCGUUGUUCUGAGUUUCUUGUUAACAGUCACAAUUUCAUACUGCUGUCAAGUAAAGUAAUACUUUGUCGAAUUUUACUACUGUAUUUAUUCUCAUUUUUCCAUUCAACAUACGCCUCAUUAGCUAGCUGCCGCUGUGUACAUUUUAAUUUUUCCUCUGGGAUUUUCCAGUCACCAAAUUUUCCAAAUGCUCCUUUGUCCUCAUCACUGUUAUCAUCAUCGUCAUCAUUACUACCUCUACAAUACUCUUCAGCAAACAUUCCACAUUUAUGUUUACUAUACAAAUUUACGGCUCCAAAUGGAUAUAUCAUUGAAAUAACCUUUGAUUACUUUCAUUUUUCAUCACGAACUGAUCGAUGUUUUGAUUAUUUAAGGUUGUUUGAUGGCAUAUCCCAUGGACUCAUUGACGAAACAAGCGUGUAUAGUGCUGAAUUUUGUGCCAAAGAAAUUGAAUUUGGGCAGAGAUUCUAUUCGUACUCGAGAUAUUUCAUUUUUCAUCUGCACAUAUCCAACUUAUCCAAAGGAUUCCAUGGAAAUUAUAAUUUUGUCUCUAAAGAAAAAUUUUUAUCGGAUGCUACUGAAAUUGAACCUUGUCGCUUUCGAGUAGAUAGUUUGACUGGCAAUAUCUUUUCUCCAAAUUAUCCAUAUUUUUAUCCUUCUAAUGCUAACUGUACUUUCUAUUUGACCUUUCGUCGGGAAUUUAAUCUUGAGAUUUCCCUCAAGUUUAUCAACUUAAGACGUGUGUGUCAUGAAGAUUUCAUUGAUAUUUAUCAAAUGCAUCCGAAGGUGCAUCUCGAAAAACUGUGCUAUGAUUCGAUGCCACCUUAUCGCAUUUAUUCAAGACGAGGAUUUAUCAUUGAGUUUCGUAGCGGCGAUAACAAUAAAAUUAAAGCUCGUGGCUUUCACAUAUCUUACGAAUAUAUAGGCCAACAAGGGCUGCGAAAGACAACUAAUGAGAACAAAUGGAAAAAUGACUUGAUUUCUAACCCAUAUGGGUAUGAUCCAGAUUCAGUUCCGGAUUCUGUUUUGCAUUCUGCAGAAUCUUUGGCCUUCAUUAAUUUUCUCAACGAUGCCAUUCCGAUAAAAGGACAGUGUCCAGUGCGAAUUAGUUCACCGUCUGUAGCAGUAACGGAACACUCCCGACUUCCUUCCAUCUCAGGCAUCCUUAACUCAACUCAUUUCAUUGAUGGCGAUGAUCCUUUCAAGUGUCAGUUUAUAUUCUUAGGAAGUGGUACUGAACGAGUUCAGAUAACUUUCUUCUACUUCAAUUUAUACUCUCGUAUGCCUCAUUUGAACAAUCUCUCAUCACAUAGAUGCGACGAGAUGGAUCAUCUCUCUGCGCAUGUACUCAUCGGCACACGCAUGUCACGUAUCGAAGACUUUUGUGGCACAGAGACUCCUCCACGGUUGAUGUCUACUAAAAACUUACUAACUCUCGAUUACGUUGUCCGAUCUACGGGCGCGAUGAGACGUAUGAUGGGACAUGCUGAGAAGUACGGAUUCGUUCUAAGGUAUCACUUUCGAUCUGAUCUUGGCUUAUCGGAUAUGAAUGCUGAAUCAAGAAAGGAUUCCAAUGGAUGCAAAGUAAUUGUCAGACUUUCAGCCUGUUACUAUGAAUUUAAUUCAUCACAUCGUACUUCGGGUGAUAUUUUUUCACCAAAUCAUCCCGGGUAUUACCCACGUAACAUUGACUGCCAUUAUAUAUUUCACGGGACUGAGAAGCAAAUUGUUGCCAUUCAUUUUGAAUAUUUCGAUGUCGAAGGCUUUGCUACGUAUAAAUGUGAUGAUAGUACGCACAGCGAUUACGUUCUAUUCAGUAACUACCAAACACAUGACCGCACUAAUCGCCGGUAUUGUGGGCAGGUUUGUCCGAGAAAUUCAAUUGUUAGUGAAUCCAAUUAUUUUCGAAUGUUAUUUCGAUCUAAUGAUAUCUUUGACGCCACCGGAUUCUACGCACAUUACCAAUUUAUUACAGAGCGUAAGUUUAUCAAAAUGGCAUUAUUAUUUCCGGUGCGAAUGAGAUCCUUUCAAAAAAUAUUUAAGAGCAAUUAA